This is a messenger RNA of Olea europaea var. sylvestris, 2085 nucleotides long. RefSeq lists its product as uncharacterized. The coding region runs from base 1 to 2085 and encodes 694 amino acids. The record is from RefSeq and is a predicted model, not a curated record. Lineage: Eukaryota; Viridiplantae; Streptophyta; Magnoliopsida; Lamiales; Oleaceae. The transcript is spliced from 2 exons.
AUGUCAUAUUGGUAUCGUGAAUUAAAUUCUCAUCGUUUAGUUAAAGAUAAUUGUGAAACUUUCUUUAGUAAUUUAUUUGACUCACCUCAACACUCACUCAAAUCUUCCACCAUGGCUGAUAAUGAAAGCAUACACGAUGAAAAUGAAAACCAACAAGUACAAACCAUGCGUGAUUACUUGCAACCUCCUCGAAAUUCUGCUCUUUCAUGUUUCAUUUUUCCUCUUAAUGCUAAUAAUUUUCGAUUCAAGCCGGGUAUGAUUCCAUUACUUCCUAAUUUUCAUGGCUUAGAAUCCGAAAGUCCAUAUUUGCAUCUUAAAGAAUUUGAGGAAGUAUGUGCAACAUUUAACGAUCAAACUUGUCCCAAUGAAAUUGUCAAGUUGAAAUUGUUUCCUUUUUCUCUAAAAGAUAAAGCAAAAACUUGGCUUAACUCUUUAAAACCUAGGUCGAUUGGCACAUGGCAAGAAAUGCAAAGUGAGUUUUUGAAGAAAUUCUUUCCAGCACAUAAAAUUAAUGCUUUGAAAAGACAAAUCCAAAAUUUUUCUCAAAAAACCAAUGAAGCAUACUUUCAAUGUUUAGAAAUAUUUAAAGAUUUGUUAAAUACAUGCCCACAUCAUGGUUUUGAAAAAUGGCGUACUAUAAGUUUCUUUUAUGAGGGCCUAACUCCUGAAACAAAACAAUUUGUAGAAACGAUGUGCAAUGGUGAAUUUUUAGAUAAAGAUCCAGAUGAAGCGUUAGAAUUUUUAGAUCAUCUAGCUGAAAAUUCUCAAUCUUGGCAAACAGUAAAACCAAUCGAAAACUCAAUUAGAUCUAGUCUUGCUAGUUCUAGUGGAGGAAAAUAUCAAUUGAGUCAAGAUGAUGAUCUAAAUGCUAGGAUUGCUAGUUUGUCCAGAAAGGUUGAAGCUAUGGAAUUAAGGAAAGUAAAGGAAGUUAAACCCGUGCAAAAUGAUGAAAUUUGUAGCAUUUGUGAAACGUUUGGUCAUCUUACGCACGAUUGUCCUAACAUUCCAGUUUUCAAAGAAGUUUUACAUGAUCAAGCCAAUGCUAUGAACACUUUCAAAAAGCCUUUUUCUUCUCCAUACUCAGAAACAUAUAAUCAACAAUGGAGAAAUCAUCCCAACUUUAGUUGGAGAGAUGAUAAUCGUGUUCAUUUAUCACAACCUCAAGGGCUUUCAAAAUUUCCUUCUUUUCCACCACCACAAUCAAAGACUCUUGAGGAAACAUUGCAAUCUUUUAUGCAAGGACAAGCAAAUAUUAAUAAUCAAACUUCACAAGCCAUCAAUGAAAUCAAGAACACACUUUCUUCAUUGACCUCUUCUUUGCAUUCUCUAGAGAAAGGCAAAUUUCCUGCUCAACCUCAACCAAAUCCUUCUCAGCAAUAUAAUAAAGCAUUUUUGACAGAGAAUGUGAGCUCGAUCGUUCAACAAAACACUCCACCUAAAUUCAAAGAUCCUGGUUGUCCAACAAUUUCUUGUGUGAUUGGGAAUAACAGGAUAGAGCGUGCUUUGCUUGAUCUUGGUGCUAGUGUUAACCUAUUACCUUUUUUUGUGUAUAAACAACUUGGUUUGGGAGAACUUAAGCCAACAACAACAGCACUUCAACUUGCUGAUCGUUCAGUAAAAGUUCCAAGAGGGGUUGUAGAGGAUGUUCUAGUUCAAAUUGAUAAAUUCUAUUUUGCUGUUGAUUUUAUAGUUUUGGACACACAUCCUGUUUUAAAUUCAAAUGCACAAAUACCUGUCAUUUUAGGACGUCCCUUUCUUGCUACUUCAAAUGCGUUGAUAAUUUGUAGAAAUGGUAUCUUAAAACUCUCUUUUGGAAAUAUGACCGUGGAAAUGAAUGUUUUUAACAUUUGCAAGCAACAUGGAGAUGAUGAUGAUUUUCAUGAAGUAGAUCUUAUUGAACAACUUGUUGAUGAUCAGUUUAUCGCUACAUCUUCAUAUGAUGCGCUUGAAUUUGAAUUCAAUAAUAAUUCUAAAAAUUCGCAUAUGAUUUCAAGUGUUCAAGAACCAAAGCUCGAUUUGAAACCAUUUUUUGAGAAUUUCUCUAAAUUGGAAGAGUCCGUUGCUAUACAUGAUUCUAAAGAUUGA